AUGUAUACUUGUAAUACUUGUGGGCUCCAGUUUGGGUCUGCUGAUGACCAAAGAUUGCAUAUGAAGUCAGAAUGGCAUCGUUACAAUUUGAAAAGACGGGUAGCGCAGUUACCACCAAUCAACGAGGAGACAUUCAAUCAGAAGGUCAAGGUGUUGGCAGAGGCACCAGAGAAGGAGAAAACCAAGCAAACGACUAAGAAAGAGGCCCGCAGACGUGAGAAAGAGCUGCUUUUGGAAAAGAAGAAGAAACUUUUAGAAGCUGCAAGGGAGAGUAUACUGCAGAAUAUGGGGAAAAGCGAGCUUGUCGUUGAGCCAGAGUUUGAGCCAGUAAGUCACCCUGCUGUCGAAAUUGCGGCUGAUGCAGCUCAAACGAGCGAAGACGUUGCGGAACAACUGAUGGAACAAAAGCUGGCUCAAAGAGUCGAAAUUGCUCCAGAAACCUGUCUAUUCUGCAGAAAUCGGGUCGCCAAAAGCCUUGAGGACAAUUUGGAUCACAUGUUCAAGUCUCAUGGGUUUUACAUCCCAGAACAGAAAUAUCUCGUAGACAAGCCGGGGCUCGUCAAGUACCUGUCUGAAAAGAUAGGUCUGGGUAACAUCUGUCUCGUGUGCAGCUUCCAAGGUCGCUCACUUGAGGCCGUGCGCGCCCACAUGCUUGCCAAAAAUCAUUGCCGUGUACCGUAUGAGUCCGAAGACGAAAAGCUGGAGAUCUCUGAGUUUUAUGACUUUACUAGUUCCUACGCUGACACCGACGCGACUGACGCGGCUCAGGGAGGCGACGGGGAUGAUGAAGACUGGGAAGAUGUCGCCAGUGAUGAAGAAGGCGGCGACCUCGACGAAGCACCUCCUCAGGAAUACCUAUACAAUGACGGUAACGAACUCCACCUACCCACCGGCGUCAAAGUGGGCCACCGGUCGCUACAGAAAUAUUACAGACAAAACCUCAAGCCCGAGACAGUACUCACCGAAGGUCAAGGCACUGUAAUCGCUGCGGAAACUAGGCAUUUUGCUAAGCUAUUCGACAGAAAAGAAGUGGCUACCCAGAAGAGAGUAUGGCAAACAGAAAUCAAAAACAAGAAACUCCACGACAAGCGAGGCGCUAAAUUCAUCAAUCAACAAAAGCAUUACAGGGAUCAACUAUUGCAGUGA
Molecule: messenger RNA, 1146 nt
Organism: Lachancea mirantina
Lineage: Eukaryota; Fungi; Ascomycota; Saccharomycetes; Saccharomycetales; Saccharomycetaceae
Source: the annotation of a GenBank genome assembly